AUGCUCUUCGGGAUCCCGCCACGUGUGGCCCCGUUGCGCUCCCCGCCGUCCGAUGCCCCCGGAUCCGGGUCGUCUCCUCCGAUCGCGCUCUUCUUGGUCUCCUUCCUCUUCGCCCCCGCCGCCGCGGCGGCGGCGGCGGCGGAGGCUUCGCGAUCGUCGACGAGGAAGGUGAGGUGGAGUUUCUCGGCGACGAGGUCGAGAUCGCGGAGGAUCCGAUCCUUCUCCUCCUCGAAUCGGUCGCGCGCAGCCGCCGCCUUCGAGGAAGAGGAUCCCGCGGUUGCGCCGCCGCCCUCGAAUAAGCAGCACGAGAUGGGGGAUUCGUCGUCGAUCGCGGCGCGGAGCAGCACAGGAGUGAUCUCCCCCUCCAUCGCCUCCGAAUCGGCUAAAAGCAGAAGCGACAAGAAGUAUCGAUCGAUGGAUCGAGGCAAAGCUCCCGCUUACUCACCAAUCAGUGGAGAAGGAUGUUCUGCGGUUCUCCCGGAAAGAUGUCGCGUACUACUCGUCGACGGGGACGCCAUUUCCCGUGAAAUCACCGAAAAGAUUCUCCUCGAAUGCAACAAUCAAGUGACAACAUGUUCGACCGGUACGGAGGCUCUCGCGAUGUUGCAAGAUCGAAAGGGAGUGUUCGAUGUUGUGCUGAGCGAUGUUGGCCUACCGGACAUGAACGGUUACGAGUUUGUGCGACGCGUAGAUUCCGAGUUGCAGCUCCCAGUGAUCGUGAUGAUUGCGGAGGGCAACACGGAGUUUAUGACGAUGAUCUCAAACGACGAGGUGUGGGGCAUUUUGGCGAAGCCCGUCACGAAGGACGCGGUAAUGAAUGCAUGGAAGCACAUGGCAGAUAGAAAACAGAACGAAGUAAAUCGGUCCGGUACGUCGCAACCGAUAAUAGCGGGGGAUCGUAAGCCCUCGACGAGUGAGCGGAAUCCAAAUCUGCAUCAGAAUCCGAACCCGAGUCAGAAUGACACAACGCAAACGAAAUUUAGAUGGAAGAACAGAGAGGAGCUCAGCGAGCGCGGAGAAUCUUCGAGGGCGGCCGCAGUGGCUGCGACGGGGGCGGAGAAGAAACCGAGGUUAGUUUGGUAUCCUGCUCUGCAAAAUCUGUUCAUCAAAGCUGUCAACGAAUUGGGCGCCGAAGCUGUUCCAAAAAAGAUCCUUGAAAAGAUGAAUGUUCCAGGACUUACCAGGAACCAUGUUGCUAGUCACUUGCAGAAAUACCGCAAACAGCUUAAGGAAUCUCAGGAUCAGAAAAGGCCUGAUGCGAAUUCGACAGCGGCUUCUGGUCUUCACAGUUGCAAUGUUCUUUCUCAGAAUCUGCCGAGCAUUUCAACAAAUCAGAAUUCAGUUCGUAGUCAGGUUACGAACACACAAAUAUCGAACUCCAACGCGCAAAUCACAAAUGUCUCGAACAUAAGCUGCUCAUCGAGGCAACCGAUAUUUUCAAAUCAAUCGUUUUACCAUCCUGGCAAUUUCAACAACUUGCACUUUAUGCAGCUUGAACAACCACAUUGCAAACAUCCAUCUCAAAAUCCGGUUUUGCGUCUUGAAGGCUCCGCGGUUAACAAUUCGCAAAAUCCCCAGCAGGCAGUAUUGCCGUGGCACAACAUAAGCGGACAAUCGGAGGCGCAAGUAGCUCCUUUUGCUUAUUUGGACUACUCCAUGCAGCUACAGCAGCAACAGCAGCGACAGCAGCAACAGCAGCAACAGCAGCGACAGCAGCGACAGCAACGAAUGUUCUUUGGCAGCCAACAAAACCAUCCGCAGCUUUACAUGCAUCCCGCAAGACAGUUUACAGGCGAAUUUACAGCGAAUAAUUUGAGUGCUUUACCAAUGAUGGAAAAUAACAUAACUCCGAACAAUACGUGGAAUCAUAUCGCAGGAGGUGAUAGGACUAAUUUGAAUACGGAUAGAUCAAUGGUUGUCGGAGCUCCUCAACUUUUCCAUGCCAACAAUAAUCAGUACGCCGUAGAACUGCCUGCAGGCUGCUUCUCUCUUUCUAGUAACAUAGAAGGGUUUGCUCGCAGAGACUCGCAGACUAUGGCAGAUCAUUUUGGAGAAACAAGCAAUAUGACAGGCUUACUAAGCAGAGAAUUAAUGAAUGAUGACUUCUAUAAUCAUCCUUCCUCAUUAUCUCACGCAGAUUAUUCGGUAUAUAUGCCUACGAAUCAAGAGGAGAAUUGGUCAGUAAGUAGCGAUUUCGAUACCAAGGACAAUAGUAGUGGCAUUAUAAAUCCUUACUUGUUCAGAGCACACAAUUUUGAAGACGUAGUAGAUGGUGUGGAUUCUCUGAUGAAUGAGAUGCAGAAUGAUUGCACAAACAAGGAGGAAGGAGAAGCAGACCCUAAGCAUUCUUUCUGACGAUUUUGCUGAAAUUUCACAGCAUCUAAUUGAAAUGUCCAGGCAGCAUCAAGACGCUUCGCCGAUAUAUUUGUGAUAAAUAUUUUAGCUUCCACAACCAAAAUAGAUGUAACUAAUCGCGUUUAGUGAAAUCACUGAAUUUUAUAGCUGUAACAGGUUCAGCGGUCGGAGUCUUUAGACAGAGUAUUGCUUGAAUCUGAUGUUGUUGCUUCUUUUAGUAGCAGUGAUAAAACUCAAUGUAAAAAGUUGGUCCCAUUUUUGUGGAUAA
Molecule: messenger RNA, 2623 nt
Organism: Ananas comosus (pineapple)
Lineage: Eukaryota; Viridiplantae; Streptophyta; Magnoliopsida; Poales; Bromeliaceae
Exons: 8
Coding region: 1-2355 (784 amino acids)
Biological process (GO): regulation of DNA-templated transcription; phosphorelay signal transduction system
Molecular function (GO): DNA-binding transcription factor activity; DNA binding
Source: RefSeq, a predicted model, not a curated record